Messenger RNA from Saprolegnia diclina VS20, 555 nucleotides. RefSeq names its product thioredoxin reductase (NADPH). Bases 75 to 473 code for a protein of 132 amino acids. Gene Ontology annotation, biological process: cellular response to oxidative stress. Gene Ontology annotation, molecular function: glutathione disulfide oxidoreductase activity. The transcript is spliced from 2 exons. Gene Ontology annotation, cellular component: cytoplasm. Lineage: Eukaryota; Oomycota; Saprolegniomycetes; Saprolegniales; Saprolegniaceae. The record is from RefSeq and is a predicted model, not a curated record.
GUUCGCCAAUCAUCUCUGGCUGGGUCCCGUCGUUCGUCACACAAUCCCAUCCGCCGUCGACCACGUACAACUAGAUGAUGCACUCGAUCGCUCUCUCGCGCAAGGUCGUCGCCGCCGCCUGCCGCCGCAUGCACAUGGAGGCCUCGUCCUCGGACGUCACCAAGUCGGCCGUCAAGGAACUGAUUGGCGCGAGCCAGGUCGUGCUCUUCUCCAAGUCGUACUGCCAAUUCUCGGAGCGUGUCAAGGAGCUCUUUGACGACAUGGACAUUCAAUCGCUCACGAUCGAUCUCGACGACCUCGACGAAGGCGCCCACAUCCAGGACGCGCUCCGGGACAUGACCCAGCAGUGCACGAUCCCCAACGUAUUUAUCAACGGCAAGCACAUUGGUGGCUGCGAGAGCGUCAUGAAGCUCGUCAAGGCCAACAAGCUCAUGGACACGAUUUCCGGUGACGAGCCUGCCCACCACGGCUAAGCCGACCGCGUGUAUGUAUUUUUUAAUUAUUAAUUUACGGCCUCCACCGAGUUGCGCUUCAACUGUACUGUGAGAUCAGACA